GCGACAGUGGCGAUAUAAACAGUGUUUUUUUUCCCUUCUUUUUUUGAGUGCUGCAGAAAGCGAUAAAGAUUUUGAAAAUCAAGCUUAUAGCGAGAUAAGUCACACUGUUAUACACGCACACAUACACACCUCGGAGGAUUUAUAUGCACGUUUUUUAGUGCGCCAAACCCGGGGGUUUGUUUUGAUUUCUGGAGAAAAGGAGCAAAAGCUCUGUUCAGUGUUGAGUUAAAUGGCGGCGGAGGUGGAGGCGUGGAACAGCGCAACUGAGCGCGACGGUGUGUUCUCAGCGGAGGUGGGGCUGAACGAGCCCGCCAUUUCGGCAUAUGACGAGGAGCUGAUUGACGGUGAGGUGAAUGGGAACUGGACUCCACAGGAAAAGGCUCUUCAUGAGGCUCGUCUCAAAGCGAAGGCUAAGCGUCGCCUCAGGAAGUCGUCAUCAUCACGUGACUCCACCCGAGACUCUCUGUCAGAGGGGGUGAGCGGGGAUGUGCCCGACCCUCACAGCCCUAAAGGAAAAGCGCAAACACAUGACCGGAAGUCCCGCAUGGGGAAGGGAAGAGGAUUGCCCAAGAAAGGUGGAGCUGGGGGGAAGGGUGUGUGGGGAGCUGCUGGUUUGGUGUAUGAGAUGGAGGAACCAGACUGUAAAGAUCCGAACUAUGAUGAGUCUAACCAGGGGGACACGGUAUAUGCCACAGUGGUUCCUGAGCUGGAGGAAGGAGAGCUGGAGAAGGUCAUGAACCCCAUCAUACAGGAGUACUUUGAACAUGGAGACACUAAAGAGGUGGAGAUGCUUCUGAAGGACUUGAACCUGGGGCCUCGCCAGUGUGUGUUCCCAUCUCUGGCCGUGUGUUUGUCUCUGGAAUGUAAAGCCAGUCAGCGUGAGCUUACGUCCCGUCUGCUGUCUGACCUCAUCACAAAACAAGUCUUUAACGAGGGUGACAUGACGACUGCAUUCAACCACGUUCUCGCACAGUUACCUGAGCUCAUCUUGGAUACACCUGAUGCUCCACAGAUGCUGGGACAGUUCAUCGCACGAGCCAUCGCUGACCACGCCCUUUCAAUGGAAUUCCUGGACCAGUACAAAGGGAAAGUGGACUGCGAGCAUGCUCGGGCGGCUCUGGACCGAGCAGCAGUCUUGCUGUCCAUGAAGAGAGAGAUUGUCCGAUUGGAUAAUGUGUGGGGAGUGGGCGGUGGCCAGAGACCUGUCAAACUCCUUGUCAAAGAGAUGAAUCUGCUUUUGAAGGAGUACCUGGUCUCAGGUGAGCUGUUGGAGGCGGAACAUUGCCUGCGUGACCUCGAGGUCCCACACUUCCACCAUGAAUUGGUCUAUGAGGCAGUGGUGAUGGUGUUGGAGUCUAAUGGAGAUGCAGCGAUUCAGUCGAUGGUGAAGCUGCUGCAGUCAUUUUGGGAAUCUGGACUAAUCACACUGAACCAGAUGAACCGGGGCUUCCAGCGUGUGUAUGAUGAGCUCCCGGAGAUCAGCCUGGAUGUUCCUCAUGCUCACUCAAUCAUGGAGACAUUUGUGGACGUUUGUUAUCAGCAGUCCGUCAUCACCAAGCAGCUCAGAGACGCCUGUCCCUCCAGGGGGAGAAAGCGCUUUGUGAGUGAAGGAGACGGAGGGAUCAUUAAGAACUGAAAUGGAGAGAACGAACACAUUCGCGCGCGCACACGGUUGAGUUUUACGUGGUGAUGUAUGGAUGUGGGCGGAGCUUAAUUUGAUCAGCUAAUUUGCAUGUAAAACAAAACGUACUUUAAAAGAUACACAGUUGUGCUUACACACUGUCACACGCUCACACAUGUUUUGCAUCUAAAGUUGCAGUAAUUAGUGACCUUUUACUCAGGUAUGUUAGUGUGUGUGUGUGUGUGUGUGUGUGUGUGUGUGUGUGUGUGUUCACAAUGAAUGCUUUUUAGUCUCUGCAUUAAGCUCACACAUUUUCACACUGUGUAUUACAAAAAUAAAUAAAAGUUUUCUGCAUUUUC
This is a messenger RNA of Clarias gariepinus (North African catfish), 1980 nucleotides long. RefSeq names its product programmed cell death 4a (gene pdcd4a). The coding region runs from base 230 to 1636 and encodes 468 amino acids. The record is from RefSeq and is a predicted model, not a curated record. The transcript is spliced from 12 exons. NCBI's taxonomy places the organism in Eukaryota, Metazoa, Chordata, Actinopteri, Siluriformes, Clariidae. Gene Ontology annotation, cellular component: nucleus; cytosol. Gene Ontology annotation, biological process: negative regulation of DNA-templated transcription.